Molecule: messenger RNA, 4791 nt
Organism: Gymnodraco acuticeps
Lineage: Eukaryota; Metazoa; Chordata; Actinopteri; Perciformes; Bathydraconidae
Gene: znf385a
Product: zinc finger protein 385A
Exons: 8
Coding region: 384-1742 (452 amino acids)
Cellular component (GO): nucleus
Molecular function (GO): zinc ion binding; nucleic acid binding
Source: RefSeq, a predicted model, not a curated record
UCCUCUCUGCUCCUAACCCCCUCCAUACUGUCCUCAGGCUUACCUGAGCCACAACUGCAGAAACGCUGGACCCCCCUCAUCCACACACACAUACACACACACACACACACUUGUGCUCUCUCUGUCUCUCUCUCAUACACACGCACACACUCAGCUUUUCACCUGGAGAGAGCAGACGCAAGGGACGGCAUGUGCAGCAGCAGCAGCAGCAGCAGCAGUCUCUCCUCACAUCUAGUGCUGCCUCUCUGAGUUGCCUCUUUCUGGAGUGUGGAGAGGAACUCUGAAAAGAGAUUUUGGAGCCAUUGUCCCUUGGCGAAAUCAGGCGACACGGGGGCAGUGAGGGAACACUUGUCAACCCAGGGACACCAAAGGCAACACACAUCAUGAUUUUGGGAGGCAUAAACCGGGCUGGGGCGGCAGUGCCGACAUUCUUGAGGACCCCCACCAUGCUCCAGCCCCACCUGGACAUGAAGCACUUCCUGCAGUUUCCCAUGGAAACCGCCCAUCAUCCACACAGCAUGAACCUCUUUCACAACUUCAACACGAUGGAUCCGGUGCAAAAGGCCGUGAUCAACCACACCUUUGGAGUUCCACUGGUCAAGACCAAGCGGCCGGUCAUCUCAUGUAACGUCUGCCAGAUCCGCUUCAACUCAGAGAGCCAGGCAGAAGCCCAUUACAAAGGAAACCGGCAUGCCAGGAGAGUCAAAGGCAUCGAGACCUCUAAAAGUCGCCCUCAGGAUGGGGACAAGCCUCACACUGUGCCCACCACCUCCUCCCCUUCUCCACCCGGCGCCCUUGGCCCCGCCACGGACAACGAGCCCAGCAAAGCGGGUGAGACAGCAGAAAAUAUAAAACAUGAUGAAACACGACCUCUGUCACAAUUAACCGUGCCCCUGCUGGCCCCGGGGCCCCUUACCCCUCUUAUCGACCCGCCUGCCAUACCCAUGGACUGCUCCAUGCCCUCGGUGUGCCCCCUCUUGCCCACCCCCACUCCUCCUCUGAUCCCACCGUCCUCAUCCUCCCCCGGCUGCGGCACUGGCAGCCCCAGCUCAGAGCAGCCUGGAUCUGGACCCCCUGUUUCAGGAGCCGUCGGCAGCACGGCCCCCAGCCCGUCCAAUCCAGAGACAGAGGAGGACAAGGCCAAGAAGCUGCUGUACUGCUCACUGUGCAAGGUGGCUGUCAACUCCCUGUCACAGCUGGAGGCCCACAACAAAGGUACCAAACACAAAACUAUCCUGGAGGCACGGAGCGGGCUGGGCCCCAUCAAGGCGUAUCCUCGUCUGGGCCCCAAGCCCAUUGGAGAGCAGGCGGGGGGGCCGGUGGACCCCAACACUCAGGAACGAACCUUCCACUGUGAGAUCUGCAAUGUGCGGGUCAACUCUGAACUGCAACUCAAACAGCACAUAUCAAGUCGAAGGCACCGGGACGGCAUGGCAGGCAAGCCUAAUCCCCUCCUCAGCCGACAUAAGAAGCACAGGAUAGCUGAUCUGACGUCUUCUUUGACCUUCUCCAAAGAUCUCUCCAAAGCUUUGGGUGCAGGGCUUUUGCCCAGCCCCUUGGCUGUUGCUGCAGCAAUGGCCGCUGCAGCGUCCUCGAACCAGUUGGCUCUCCGUGCAGCAGCUCCGGGGCACCACCACCACCAUCACCUAUUGCAAGGCCCGCCUCUCAGCCACGCCAUCCUGAGACCCGCGCCCGGGCCCAUGCGCACCACCCACGGGCCGAUACUGUUCUCCCCCUACUGACUAAUCACCCCCUGACUUCGGCCAGUCAGGAACAGCCACUCCAAAAGCACACUGUGAAGAUACAAACAUGAUCAACAAACAGCAAUUGAUAAGGGGAAAAAAUCCAACCAUUUAAAUAUUGAACUUAGACAAAUGCAAGGGAAAGGAGCGGUGGAAUGAGUUAAAUUGUGUUUCUUUCCCUUUACCAGAAACUUUCCCUCCAUUUCAAAGACUUCUGAGUGAUCCAUGGAUGGACUGAGCUGAGGAGAACAUUUUCAUUAUGCAUUGAACUCCCUUGAACAUCUCGCACCUCCCCUGGUUCCUCUCCCUUGCACUGUGGCCCUGUCAUGGCCGCCUCAAUAGCUAAAGAACAAACUCAUGCACACCUUUCAAGAAACAUUAAACCACAUGUAGUGUUACAAAAUUAUUCUGGGCCCGGUUGGUUUUCUCCUGUCAUCACGACUCAACGUGUUCUUCUCAUCCUAUGCACCUCAAAACCAAGACAAUAAUGUUAUGUCAGUAGGGUAGCUGCUUCAAUCGGUCUUCACUGUUUGCGGCACAUGUAGCUGUGGUGACCUUCACAGCACUAAACAUGACCCCUUCUGCGCCAGAGGCCAACAACUUUGUGACAUUAGGUCUUUGUUAGAUACAACAUCACUUGUCUGACAGGCAGGUGGUAGUUUGAUGGUGGGAGGGGGUUAAAAGAGCAGAAAAGUGACUGUGGGGUAUCGCACACCCCCGUCAUUUCCUGAGACUGCGAGGUGAGAGGAGGGCUGGCACGGGUCAGAGGAUGGAUUGACCUCCGGCAGCCCGAACAAAUCUUUGUUUUAAAAUAGACUGCACCAACAAAAAACGCUACAGGGCACAUGUGUCAACAUCUAUAUCAGUCAGAGAAGGGCCUCACUUAAGAGGAAAAAGGAUGUGAGAAACAGCAGAAGAUGCAUUGGUACAUACUGUACUGCAGUAUUUGAUACAUGAUCUAUAUUUUUUGCUUUAAUUGGUGGCAAGAAUCUGUUCUUUUACUUACAGUCAUGAGAGAUGUAUGAGAGAGCAUAGUUCAUAUAUUUAUUUGGUGAGACGUCAGUUCAUAUUAAGCUAUAAAAAGGAAAGUUAUUGACCUCCUCACUUCACCUUGGUCAUUAUUCGCAGGCUGAUUCACUGUGUAGGUGGGGAGGUAUGACUAGGUGUGACCCUCUGUACUGAUGUAUUUAUGACGUGUUGCAUGCGGCCUCGUUAUAAGAUCCUGCAAGGUCAGGCUUCUGUAUCAUUGGGUUGAAUUCUUCCAUUAGCUGCUGUAUCCUCCUCCUCUUUCUCACCUCCCCCAUCUCCAAAGGUUCAGAGUCUGUAGCAGGGGGCACAUCAACAGUGGCAACCAUAAUGCUCAAAGCGAACAAAUUCAAGAGAGGAAGUUGAGUGGAGUGACAACCGAGCCAGAAGCCCAGCGAGGCUUCGGAGGCCUGCGAGCCGAGACGUCAGGCUGGAAGCAUCUACGAUUCUUUCCGUCUUACAAGUGAAAGCCAUGAAAUGCACCAUGAUUUGUUUUCUUUUACAAAGACUGGUGAGCACUUUGUUUUGUUUGCUUCGGACUGUUGGUUUGCAUUUAUAUCACACAUAAAAAAGAGCAAAAUAGGAAUCCCAAUAACAAUAUUUUUGUAGGUAGCAAAUGUUAAAAACUGCAGGGUGGAAUUAUAGGAUGGUGGAUUAUAUAAGAGUCGACCCAGACAGAGUGUAAGCAGACCACCUGACUGCAGAGAGACAGACAGAAGCUAGCUAAGCAGCGGCAGUAAACCUUUUUUGCUGAACGAGAUGUACACUGUGCCCUUUCAUUGAGAAGCAAUGAGCUCUAAUGUCUUACCUUUGUCUGAAUAUUGCAAUGCAAUGAGCAAUUUUUAUCAGAGUGACUUGUUAUCAUUGUGACAUGUUUUCUGGAGUCAUGUAUAAACUGGGAGUACACCAGCUGACAGCCUUUUCUGUUCUUCCAUGAGGAGUACAGGCCCUCGAAAGGCUUCAGAGAGGGACAGAGAGAUGGGGGGUGUAGCUGGGCUUACGGACCGACCCUUCAUAUUAAAGGGCCUUUUUACUUUGGUAAUCUCUGCUUGGGGAACAGGGUACAACACCAGGUAUCAAGGGAUUAAAGCUAGAAUUGUUCAACAUGCUUACUUUCAGUUGAAUCUGAGUUGCAUUUUUUUCUGUGUGUGUGAGAAAUGUGUUUAAGUGAAAAUCCUGAGGAUCAUUAGAAAUGCCAUGACUUAAAGAAGAAGCUGACUUGUCAGCUUCCACCGUUGUGCUCUUUUUGUUGCUGAACAAAACUUUUUUUGCAGAGUUCAUUUUGUGAGUAAGAUACUUUUCCAGGAUCUGUGCUCUCUUUCCUGUUGGUGUGUGUACCAUAUGUAUUUUAGUGUGUGUUGGGACCUACUCUAUCCCCACCUCCCUACAAUCUGAGACAAAGGCAACCUGGAGCUAUAAUGUGGCCUAACACAAUAAUGGAGACAAAAACCUGCAUGUUUUGUUUUGAAAAUAUUGAUCAGUCAUCCUGGAUUCUCGAAUCUUGAUCAAUAAGCCAAAUCAAAACAGUGCAGUCUUAUCCCUGGUAGGUCCGUCAAGUAGCAGCACCGCGGAUAUGUUCAUUCUGUGGUUAUUCCCACUAUUUCAUCCUCAUUAUUCACAUUAUGGGAAAUAAAUGUUAGAUUCCUACUUUCUGGGAAGGUAUUUCAUGUUAGCUGUGUUUAGGCUACUAGCCUUAGCCUUAUUCUGCCCUCAGCCUCUCUCAUAUCAGAGACAGAGAGAGAUGGAGAGGCUUUGGUGUAAUUUUGUCUUGCCAAUAAAGUUAUUUUUGAAUUUCAUUGUCAGAGGGGACAAAGAGUUUGUAUGGCGAACUGUAGCAAUACCUGACUCAUUCUGGCUACUCUUGUUUAUUGCAAUAAGAAGAUUUAACAAUAAAUGUGUAUGUGAGUAAAACAUUAUAAAUGUAAUUUAAAUGAAAAACAAACGUUAUGGUAAAUACUAUUGGUAUCAAGAGAAACCAUGGUGGGAAAAAAGUAAAUGUCAAUAAAUCAUUUAAUGAAACAAA